Messenger RNA from Pocillopora verrucosa, 1265 nucleotides. The record is from RefSeq and is a predicted model, not a curated record. Lineage: Eukaryota; Metazoa; Cnidaria; Anthozoa; Scleractinia; Pocilloporidae.
GCCGUCAGGGGAAGAAAUGUGUCGAGAAAGAGUUUGUAUUAUUUUUCCCUCUACGUUCAAAAACUGACGUCAUGUUACGAUUCAGAAUUUGGUCUUGCAUUUCUCUGAUUAUUGUUGCUGGAAAAUUCAGUGAAGGAGUUGUACAGAAUGCAACGGAGGAGAAUUUCAUCUAUAAUUUGUCAUGUUUACCACCAGACAUCAAAGGUAUUUUACAAGAAGUAUGGCUGGAUAAUAUACAUGGAAACAACUUGAGCUCGUUAUUGGAAAAUCAAGAUUUUCCUGACUCUCCCGAUCGAGUCUCGAAUCAAACGUUUCUACCCGAGCCACAAUAUGGUCAGCGGCUUCGUGCCUAUUUCGCCGCACCCGAAAGUGGAAUGUAUCAAUUUCAUCUGUCCUGCGACGGCGCAUGCGUGCUUCUGAUCGAGAGUAAGAUGGGGAGCUUAUUGACAAGAUGUCAAAACUCAUCAAAGGGCAUGAACAUGACCGCAGGAUCUUUUUAUUAUGUGACGGUGCUUCACGUUGUCUCAAACGCUAGCAAAAAUGUUUCGCUGUCUGUCACUAAGCCAAACGGAACCCUACUCAGUCCGAUUCCUCGUGAGUAUUUUGUAGCCUACAGGAAAGAUGGAAACCUUAGCGAAUACAUUCCAGGGGACUGGGGCGAGUGGAGUGCAUGUCAGGGGGGCAUCCAAACACGAAAUCGCUCGUGCCAGGUUCAUCCGCCUGUCUACAGCAGGCUUAAUUCUUCCUAUCAGCUUUCUGACACCAAGAAAUGCGGCGAAAAUGUAACUUGUCAAAAAAACCAAUCGUGUUUAAGUUGUCCACUGGGUAUGAAGACAGGUGCAAUAACAGACGAACAGAUUACGGCCGGAUCUUUUUAUAACGCUUCAACUAGUCCUGAAUACGCGCGAUUGGAUGGUCAUGGGGCCUGGUGUCCAAAUACUACACACCGCUUUCUCAGAAUCAAUCUGGUUGUACCACACAUUAUCUGCGCUAUUGCCACACAAGGGAACUCUCAACUGAGAUUAUUUACUAAAAAGUACAGACUUAUUUUACGAACAGGUGAAGCGUCAAAUCGUUACGAAGAUUCAAAUGGAAGUAAGAUUUUACAAGGGAAUUACAAUCCAGAUAAGGUCCAUGUUAACGCACUCGAGGGCGUCGUCAUAGCAGAAAAGCUGACUUUUUCUGAUACGGAUAAAAAUUCAUGUCUACAAGUGGAAAUAUAUGGAUGGCCACUAGAUAACUCAACAGGUCUGGUUAUAGAGUGA